GGCGCGUGACCGCGGCCCCGCCCUUCUCCUCCUGGCCUCGCCCAACGGUCUCUCUAGGAUAAUCUUUUCUUCGUGGGUCCUGACAGUUUAUUACCUGUUUGUGUUCGAUGGGACGACGAAUUCACUUUGUGGUUGACCCUCAGGAGGGACAUAUUUCAGUUGUGGCAAUUUUGUGUUAUUACUUCUGCUCAUUGUUUUGUAUAGCUUCAUUACUAAGAGCCUCAGUAGCUGAUCCAGGAAAGCUACCUGAAAACCCAAAGAUACCAAUUACAGAACAAGAAUAUUGGGAAUUAUGUAACAAAUGCAAUAUGAUGAGACCAAAGCGUUCACACCAUUGCAGUCGUUGUGGACAUUGUGUGAGGAGGAUGGAUCACCACUGUCCAUGGAUUAAUAAUUGUGUUGGUGAAGACAAUCAUUGGCUGUUUUUACAGCUGUGUUUCUACACUCAGAUCCUUAGUUCCUAUACACUGAUACUUGAUUUCUGCCAUUACUACUACUUUUUGCCUCUGAAGAAAGAAAACUGGGAUGUUUUUGUAUUUAGACAUGAACUUGCUCUCCUAAGAAUAUCUGCCUUCAUGGGUCUAAUAAUAUUAGGUGGAAUAAGUGGACUCUUUUACACUCAGCUAAUGGGUAUUUUCACUGACACUACAAGUAUAGAAAAAAUGUCAAACUGUUGUGAAGACAUAUCGAGGCCCCGAAAGCCAUGGCAGCAGACCUUCUCAGAAGUUUUUGGCACUCACUGGAAGAUCCUGUGGUUUAUUCCUUUCAGGCAGAGGCAACCACUGCGAGUUUCCAACCACUUUGCCAAUCACGUCUAAACAGAUGGGUGGUGCGCACAGAUGGGUCCUCCAUGCUGGAA
Molecule: messenger RNA, 859 nt
Organism: Gymnogyps californianus (California condor)
Lineage: Eukaryota; Metazoa; Chordata; Aves; Accipitriformes; Cathartidae
Gene: ZDHHC21
Product: zinc finger DHHC-type palmitoyltransferase 21
Exons: 9
Coding region: 108-818 (236 amino acids)
Biological process (GO): protein targeting to membrane; peptidyl-L-cysteine S-palmitoylation
Cellular component (GO): Golgi apparatus; endoplasmic reticulum
Molecular function (GO): protein-cysteine S-palmitoyltransferase activity
Source: RefSeq, a predicted model, not a curated record